AUGUGCCCUGAAGGAGGGGAGUCAAUAGAAACUCCAGAGACAGGUGACUCAGAAGACCAGACAGCUGCAGCAGUGAGUGUAGCUGAGACAAGUACACCUGCUGUGACAGGCGGUGAGAUCAGACAUGCCGUGAGAACAGAAGAUGUACAAGAAACAGAUUCUACACAAGGGACCACAUCACAGACCGAGGUGGGAGCCAGCUCGUGUGAGGGUGAUGAUGAGAUGUCAUCUCAAGAAGACAGGAAUGCUGGCAGUGUUGCUGACGUAAUAUACACCCAGGAAACUCUGUACAAUGAGCGCGCCCAGUCACAGGGGGAGUCUGAUGGAGAAGAGUUUGUACCAGAGACACAGAUGUCAGUCCAGCAGGAUGACCACCCAUCUGCUCGGGACACUGACCAAACACCAGGCCCCUCCUCAGCAGCAGACGACGGUCACUCCGAUGGGGAAAAGUCGGCAGACCAGGGUGAAGAGGUCCUGUCAGACGAUGACAUGUUUGAGGACAGGGCAGCAGGAAUGGAGAACAGAUACCAGAAUGAGGAAGUAGAGGAAGAUCACGUGAUAGACGAACAGGAAGGCGACGGGGAAGAAAUUGAUGAUUCGUCUGAAGAAGAGAAUAACGCACCUGGAGAUGAAUUUAUGAUUUCAUCUGCCGUAGAACAUGCAAGGUCUCCACUGAAGUUACCAGCCCAGCAGCAGGCCAAACCUGUGCGGCAAAAACGCAGGAAGACGCCAGCAUCCAACAACUCCCUGCCACGUGCGUACACCAAGAGCAUCUUCUCCAACUUCUGUAAACGUCCCGUGUCCAAGGACGCCAUGGAAGCAGUGGAAAAGGGCUGUGAGAAGUUCUUCCACAACCUGUCCACAGACCUGAUGAUGUAUGCCAUCCACGGACACAGACAGACCAUCCAGGAGGCUGAUGUGGAACUGCUCAUGAGGAGGCAACGUUUUGUAACAGAGAAGCAGUCACUGAAUUCCCUCAUAGAGAAGUACCUUCCCUUGGAGGACAGGGAACAGCUCAUUCCCAUGGCAACCAGUGGUAACAAAGUCAUCCCACACAGUAGCAAAGGAAACAAGUAGAUUUCUGCAUGGCGUCAUGUAGUGCUGUGUACCUGUUCACUGGACCGGUUCCAGACUUGUAAAAAUGUUUAG
This is a messenger RNA of Branchiostoma belcheri (Belcher's lancelet), 1149 nucleotides long. Its product is annotated as centromere protein T-like. Gene Ontology annotation, molecular function: protein heterodimerization activity; DNA binding. NCBI's taxonomy places the organism in Eukaryota, Metazoa, Chordata, Leptocardii, Amphioxiformes, Branchiostomatidae. Gene Ontology annotation, biological process: kinetochore assembly; chromosome segregation; mitotic cell cycle. Gene Ontology annotation, cellular component: kinetochore. The record is from RefSeq and is a predicted model, not a curated record. The transcript has 6 exons. Bases 1 to 1077 code for a protein of 358 amino acids.